UUUUUACACAAUUGUAAGGCACUUUUCACGUGAUAAACAUGAAGCCCAUGAUGGACCCGAUAAAAUGAUACAGUUGUAUUUACCGUACACGCAGAACAAUAUAUGAACAAUAUAUGAUCCACGUGUAUGUACGAGCUUGACGAGAUAAGAGUACCCCUUCCGACGCGAAUUUCCUUGGGAUUGAAGAACAUUAUAAAUUACAUUAGAGCUGAACGGCCGAGCCGAGUACAAGACAGACAGUUUUUGUUGCACUAAUGUAUCUUCGUAUCUCAAUUAUUCGCGAAUCUCGUUUCCCAAAUUCCGUCUGCUCGUCUUCAACAAUCACGGAACGUAACGCCAGUGUGAUCGUGUUUUCGUGGAAGAACGACGUACGAUGGAGAAAUGCGAGAAAUCACCAUCGAAAUUGAGCAUGUGGCGGCAAAUCCUAUUAACACUGGUCGUGAAUAUCUUGACGAUAUCAUAUGGCGUGAUAAUAGGAUGGCAAUCAUCGUUUGCUCCGCAACUACAGAGCUCGUCGCCACCCGUAGGAAAUGAAUCUAUGACCGAUGAAGGCGUAUCUUGGUUGAAUGGCAUUCUGUGUGUGGGCGGCACCUUCACAACCGUUGUCUUUUCGCUAUUACCCGACAAAUACAGUCGAAAACGAAUCGGUUAUCUGAUUAUAUUGCCAUGGUGUAUCUCCUGGUUACUGAUUAUCGUCGCUACCGAGCACAUAUACAUUUAUAUAUCCAAAUUCCUCAGUGGUAUAUUUGGUGGCAUUUUAUUCUUCUAUGUGCCGAUCUAUGUGUCAGAGAUUUCGGACGAUAGCAUACGUGGCCUACUAGGCAGCAUAUUGGCGUUCGCCAUAAAUUUUGGCAUAUUGUUGGCUUAUAUAUUGGGAGGCAUGUUGUCCUUUAGAACCUAUGCCAUAGUUAAUCUGGUGCUGCCUGCAUUGUACCUUAUCACUUUCGUUUUUAUGCCGGAGUCGCCGGUCUACCUGAUACGUCAAGAUCGUAUACGAGAAGCUACCAGAUCUUUGAUGUGGCUGAAAGCUGGAGAUAGACUGGUAGCGGAACGGACAUUGUCGUACCUACAAGCGGAAAUGAAGCAGAAUGACAUGGUCGCGAAAUCUGUCAAGUUGUCAGAUUUGUUUAAAGACAGAGCGACGAUAAAGGGAUUAAUAAUUGUCGUUGGUUUGUUCCUUGGACAACAAUUUUGCGGAAUUUUCGCGAUGCUCAGCUAUACCGAGACCAUCUUCGAAUUGUCUGGUAGCUCGUUAUUGCCGAACACAGCAGCUAUCAUUAUUGGCGCCAUACAAUUUUUCGGUUCGUGCCUGGCCUCGCUCUUCAUGGAACGCGCAGGUAGACGAUUGCUGAUCCUUGUGUCUUGCGCGGGAAUGUGCUUGUGCCAAAGCGUGAUGGGCAUGUUCUGCUACUUCCAAGAGUUCGGAUAUGAUGUAUCUGUUUACGAUUGGGUGCCGGUAGUCGCAUUAUCUACUUUUAUGAUAGCGUAUUCUUGCGGAAUGAGUAGUGUACCCAUUAUCGUAAUGGCUGAGAUAUUUAACCGCAAUGUGACUAGUGUGGCGACAAAAAUAGGAUUAUUUUUCCUUUGGGUUAGCGCUUUCAUUGUAACAAAAAUAUUCCCUACAUUGAUUGCUUUGCUGGGCAUGUACGGGUGCUUUUUUCUCCUCGCGUUCUCAUGUGCGUUUAGCUUCAUAUUCUGCUUCAUGCUGCUACCGGAGACGAAAGGACGGAUGCGCGAGGAUAUAGUCAAUGAGCUCAACGAGUGUACGAAGAAUAAGAAAAACACGAAACGUAUCAUUGGUACGCACUCGACGGACGCAGCUCGUGUGUGAAGAUACUAUUGUAUGCAGAAUGUACCUGAUUAAAGUUGAUACCUAAAAAUACUGCAGCGGAGAAGAGAACAAUUAAUGUCACAAGUACAUUCUUUAGCGGAUUAAUUUCUUAUGAAUUGUUUUGCUAAUUUUUUUUUUCGAAUCUUUACAAGUUUUUACAUUUCGCUCUUGUACCGUUUAUUUUACAUUUCUUGGGUAGUCUUGGAAUAUUUUCUUAGUACUCUUUAUGUUCUUAAUUUAUUUCACAUAUGCAUUGCAUGAAAUGUUUCUAAUUUAUAAUUUAUAGUUUAGUUUACUAAGAAUACGAGUUAGUCAAAUAUGUGAAUUACUGUGCGUUCGUUUGUAACGACUUUAUAAAAAGAAUUUCUCCUUAAAAAGAAGUCUCAUGGACUAAAUCAAAUAGUAUUGUACAUAAAAUGUAUUAUCUAUAUUAAUUAAAAAUUACUAAUGUUAAGGGCCCAGG
Molecule: messenger RNA, 2294 nt
Organism: Harpegnathos saltator (Jerdon's jumping ant)
Lineage: Eukaryota; Metazoa; Arthropoda; Insecta; Hymenoptera; Formicidae
Product: facilitated trehalose transporter Tret1
Exons: 4
Coding region: 374-1831 (485 amino acids)
Biological process (GO): transmembrane transport
Cellular component (GO): membrane
Molecular function (GO): transmembrane transporter activity
Source: RefSeq, a predicted model, not a curated record